AUGAUAACUUUAUAUAUAACUAUACUAUAUCCAGCUGAUAUCGGUGAGGAAACUUAUGAUAAAAGAAAAUUAACUACUUUCGAACUUACUGAAAUUAAAGAAUAUGCAAAAAUUUAUUUUGUUGGUCCACAUGCUAAAAAACAAAUUGAUUUUGAUGAUAAAGAUGGUGUAUAUAAAGUAGUUUUACAUGAUCAUUUAGCUUAUAGAUUUGAAAUAACAAAAUCUAUUGGAAAAGGAAGUUUUGGACAUAUGGCCACCGAAAUCGAAAUUUUGGAGAUUCUUAAAAAACAGGAUGUUGAUGGAAAUUAUAAUAUUAUUCCAAUGAUUGAAUCCUUUACUUUUCGUGAUCAUAAAUGUAUUACAUUUAAAUUACUUAGCAUGAAUCUUUAUGAAUUAUUAAAGAAAAAUAAAUUUGAAGGGUUUCGUUUAACUCUUGUUCGAAAGUUUGCUCUUUCAAUUCUUCAAUGUUUAAAAUUAUUAUAUUCAAAUAAAAUAAUACAUACAGAUUUAAAACCAGAAAAUAUUUUAUUAGAAACACCAACAAAUUGUUUAAUAAAAAUUGCAGACUUUGGAUGUGCUUUUUUUGAAGGACAACCAUUUUAUAAUUAUUUUCAAUCAAGACAUUAUCGAGCACCUGAAGUAAUUCUUGGAGGAAAAAUUGGAAUGGCAUUAGAUAUGUGGUCUUUUGGUUGUAUUUUGGCUGAAUUAUUAACUGGGCGUGUACUUUUUCCUGGUAAUAAUGAAGGAGAUCAAUUAGCUUUAAUAAUUGAAUUGUUGGGAAUUCCGGAUGAAAAAUUGUUAGGAAAAGUUAGACGAAAAAAAGAAUUUUUUAAUUCUGAAGGAAAUCCAUUAUAUUGCGAGGAGAAAAUAAUUGAAGAAAAAACGAUUUUAAAAGGAGGUGAAAAGGGGAACUUAAGAGGUCCUCCAGGAUCGAGAACUAUGCAAGAUGUUUUGAAGGAUAAAGGAAAUGAAUUCUUUUUAGAUUUUUUAAAGCUUUGUUUGGUUUGGAAUCCGGAAAUACGUUUAACACCGAUUCAGGCAGCUAAACAUCCUUGGUUAUGUAAAUAG
Messenger RNA from Meloidogyne enterolobii, 1068 nucleotides. Lineage: Eukaryota; Metazoa; Nematoda; Chromadorea; Rhabditida; Meloidogynidae. The record is from the annotation of a GenBank genome assembly.